CUGCGGAUUGCCGUGCGCUCUCAUUUUGAAAUUCGCCGGAUCCAACCACUCCCCCCACUUCGCCAUUCCGGAAGAGGCCCCAUCAGCUGUCCCUCGGUCACCGGAGAUUUAAAUUCCUCAUAAUAAUCCACAACAGGAGGGCAUUGUAGUAUAUAAUGUCCUCUAACAAUAUGGCAGACCCGAGGAGACAAAAUAAGAUUUUAAGAUACAAGCCCCCCAGCACAGAGACCAACCCCACGCUGGAAGACCCCACGCCUGACUACAUGAACCUGCUCGGCAUGAUCUUCAGCAUGUGUGGACUGAUGCUCAAGUUGAAGUGGUGUGCCUGGAUUGCAGUCUACUGCUCUUUCAUCAGCUUUGCAAACUCCAGAAGCUCAGAGGACACCAAACAGAUGAUGAGCAGCUUCAUGCUGUCCAUCUCAGCAGUUGUGAUGUCCUACCUCCAGAACCCGCAGCCAAUGUCGCCGCCAUGGUAACCAAGAGCCGACCGCAGAAGAGCAAAUGAAUUCUGGAUGCCGGAGUGGGUUGACGAAGGCAGCUGAUUUGCCCCCCCCCCCCGGCGAGGAAAAACAGUGACUGCAAGGAAGAUAAUUUGAUAGAGAGAGAAGAGAGAGAAAACAGAUGGCCGGGAGAGGUGGACAAUAAGGACACUACGUCAGGAUGGAGCGAUCAAAUGGUUUCCGACUGUGUUCUCCUGUUUUUCUCUUUUUAACCUUUUCUAAGUCUUUUGGUUGUUGAUGAAAACUUUGAAAUUUUCCUGUUUGGCAGAUCUGUUGCAGGAUGUCGUAAAAUAAAGUUGUACAGUCUUUAAAAGGAA
Messenger RNA from Xiphias gladius (swordfish), 817 nucleotides. RefSeq names its product WD repeat domain 83 opposite strand (gene wdr83os). The transcript is spliced from 4 exons. Gene Ontology annotation, biological process: protein insertion into ER membrane. The record is from RefSeq and is a predicted model, not a curated record. Lineage: Eukaryota; Metazoa; Chordata; Actinopteri; Istiophoriformes; Xiphiidae. Gene Ontology annotation, cellular component: endoplasmic reticulum membrane. Bases 156 to 476 code for a protein of 106 amino acids. Gene Ontology annotation, molecular function: protein folding chaperone.